Molecule: messenger RNA, 1176 nt
Organism: Ostreococcus tauri
Lineage: Eukaryota; Viridiplantae; Chlorophyta; Mamiellophyceae; Mamiellales; Bathycoccaceae
Product: EB1, C-terminal
Exons: 1
Coding region: 1-1176 (391 amino acids)
Biological process (GO): spindle assembly; regulation of microtubule polymerization or depolymerization; protein localization to microtubule plus-end
Cellular component (GO): cytoplasmic microtubule; microtubule organizing center; microtubule plus-end
Molecular function (GO): microtubule plus-end binding
Source: RefSeq, a predicted model, not a curated record
AUGGCGCCGUCGACGCAUUCGUCGUCCCUCGGCGCCGCGCGGUCGAGCGCUCGAGCGCGCGCGAGCGCGUUCGCGUCGAGCGAUAUGGCGUCCACGACGGGCAUGAUGGCCCCGGCGUUCUUCGUUGGACGGAGCGAACUCGUGGCGUGGGUGAAUGCGCUGCUGGAUGUGAACAUCAGCAAGGUGGAGCAGUGCGCGAGCGGCGCCAUCUACUGCCAGAUCCUCGAUGCGGCGCACCGGACGUCGAACGUGGUGCCGAUGCGGCGGGUGAACUUUGAGGCGAGGUCUGAGCAUGAGUUCGUGGCGAACUAUAAGAUUUUACAGGCGGUGUUUGAAAAGUUGAACAUCGCGAAGAAUAUCGAGGUGCAAAAGUUGGUCAAGGCGAGACCGCUGGAUAACCUGGAGUUUUUACAGUGGAUGAAGUGUUACUACGACACCGCCACGGGUGGUGGGUGCAGGGAGGAGUGUGGAUCGUACGACGCGGAGGAACGCCGAGCGGGGGCGAGAGGUGGGGCUUCGUUCGCGAGACGGCCGCAGGCGACGGCGGCGCCGCGGGAGCGACGACCGGCGGUGAGACGAGAUCACCACGCGCGCGAGACGACGACGGCAAGUACGACGAGCGAGCGAGGAGUGGAGCACGUUCGUCAUCACUCUCGUGCAGUUGACGGCGCGAACGCGAGCUCGUCGGCGAGAACGCGCGAGCUCACCGAGGCCAACGCGGCACUGAAGUUGCAAGUCGAACGCGCCGAACAAGAGAGAGAGUUUUACUUUGAGAAGCUUCAGGACGUAGAGUUCGUGUGCCAACGUCCCGAGUUUGAAAGUAAUGCGCUCAAAAUAGUUAUCGAGCGUAUUUUGUACCACACGGAUGGGAAAGCUGACGUCGAGGCGAUCAUUGCAGAGUGCUUCGCCGAAGACACGAAGACGGAGGCGCUGUCGGCGACGCCUACGCCGCCGCCCACCGAACUUCCCUCUCCAUCGCCUGUUGCCGUUGCGACGGCAUCAAUGGCGACAUUGAGGCUCGAACGCUUGGAUUCAGGUUUAUCCGCAUCACCCAUCGGAGCGUCCCCGCUUGGAACGCCGCCACCGAUGUUCUCACCCGAGGAGAGCUCUGCGACAAGUGAGAAGGCGACAGAGUCGCCUCGCGAGCCCCUUCGUGACGCCUCAAACGCGGUAUAG